This is a messenger RNA of Prorocentrum cordatum, 781 nucleotides long. Lineage: Eukaryota; Dinophyceae; Prorocentrales; Prorocentraceae. The record is from the annotation of a GenBank genome assembly.
AUGGCUGGCCGCCUCAUCUUGGGCACUCUCGCUGUCUUUGCCUCUUUGUCGGACCGUGCUGGUGCCGAGAGCCCUCGCCGACUCUUCUACCCCCGUGCUGGUUCUCGCCGCCUGGCUUCUGCCAGUCGUUGCAGCGGGACGUUCGAGUGCAGUGGCUUCUUUGAUGGGAAUCAGUCGGUAUCCAAGUGCCUUUAUGGGCACAAGGAAGAGAAUGGCAAUUGUGAUACUCCGUGCACUGGUGUAAGGUACGCUAUGUGCACUUGCAUGGACGAGGACGCCGUUAUUGAAGCGGCUAGGGAGAUCGCGCUACAGGCCAUCGGCAUAUCAGCUGCAUUCGCGCUUAUUUGUGGAGUGUUGCGUUACAGAUCAGGAAAGAAAAGGUCGGCAGCGAGACAGAUGGGAAACGAACCUGCAGAAAGUGAACAAGCUUCCGCGAUGGGUCUGCCGUGUGUACCAGGUGCUGAUGUCAUUGGCGGUAACAACGAGUUCGAGCGUGUCGCGGACCCUUGCUUCACGGACGAAAACUUUGACGAGGUGAAGUUCCGGCUCGAAGGUACGGACGUCAACAUGUACGUGAAUGGCAUCGUCGAGAUCAGAGGUUUGACAGGUCCAUCCGACAUCGCAAUAGACACGAUGAGCCGUACAUAUCGCGUUCAAGCCAAAACGGGGAUCUUCAGACAGCAGGACCGGGAUCUGUCGGAGCUGCAAAAGCAGGUGGACCGCCUCUUCUCCGCCCACGCCGCGGCCCUUACCGCACCCCAUGCUGGCCAAGGAUUCUCUU